UAAAGUAUAUAUUUCGCUAAAACGGAUCGUGGUGAAUGGUCGCAAGAGAUCGUGAGAUCGUGAAUCCUAAGUACACCAUUUGGAAAACGAAAACUGGAAAGAUUCUGGUGUUAAUUGUGAGCAUCGAAAAGAGCAGCAGAAAAAAUGGAAAAUAAAUCAGACGAGGUUGUUGCAGGGCAGGUGGUAUCUCAAUGGCGAAGACUCGCAAGACAACAGUCAACGAGAAUCGUCAAAUUGGCAGACAAUAUCGUCUUACCGAGGAAUGAACGAACCUCACGGCAAAUUCCCAAAAAUGUAAUAAUGGAGAUGAAUAGUGUCGAGAGUCAGCAUCCACCAGCAGCUGUCUUUCCAGACAAGGGAAUUACUGCGAUGAAAACCGAAAAAUUUCCUAAGUUUAUGAUUGGAGUUUCAGUUGUUCAAAUUUUCCUUUUUUGUUUCUACGACUCCGAUGAACUUAUUAUGAGACUUGGCUACGAUCCUAGCCGCCGUCAUGAAGUUUGGCGUUUCUUCACACCAAUAUUUGUGCAUAUUGGCUGGUCGCACUUAUUGGGAAAUCUGGUGAUGCAGCUAAUAUUGGGUGUGUUUCUCGAAAUAGUUCAUGAGUGGAGGCGAAUCGCAAUAAUUUAUCUGGCGUCAGGCUUUGGUGCUGCGUUAUGUGUAACCGUCUUAGCCAACACUUCAUAUGGUGGCGGUGCAUCGGGUGCAGUUAUGGGAUUACUUUUCUCCCAUUUGGCCACAAUCGUAUUGAAUUGGAACGAAAUGGAAAGGAAAUUCCUCGCACUGUAUAUAAUCUAUGACGUUGGAAGGGACGUUUACACGGAAGUAUAUUUAGAUAUAAGGUCAAAUAUCGGUCACGCUGCUCAUUUUGGAGGAGCUGUAACUGGUUUUCUGGUCUCAAUUUUGGUAUUAAAAAAUUUCAAAAAACAUCCGUGGGAGGAGACCUUGCAGAAAAUUUGCGUUGGAGCUUUGUUAGCCAUUUUUGUCAUAAUUUUGGCAAUGAACGUUACGCUGCCGGACUAUUUUCCAGAAAAUGAAUGGAAUUUCGACUAUGCGAAAACCUAUUAUCGUGAAGAUAGUGCUGAAGAUACUGAAGACUACCUCGACACCUAUACUGAGCAAAGUUCGACGAUGCAGUAUGAUGAGGACUACCACUACGACUUUACUCCACGUAGUACGACGACGCCGUAUGAUGAGGACUACUACUAAAAUUCUAAAUGAAGAAACUUUCAAAGAGUACGAGGAUCUCAUGAACACAAUUUCAUACAAAUAAAUAUUU
Bradysia coprophila is the source of this 1276-nucleotide messenger RNA. Its product is annotated as rhomboid-related protein 2-like. The record is from RefSeq and is a predicted model, not a curated record. Gene Ontology annotation, molecular function: serine-type endopeptidase activity. NCBI's taxonomy places the organism in Eukaryota, Metazoa, Arthropoda, Insecta, Diptera, Sciaridae. Gene Ontology annotation, cellular component: membrane.